This is a messenger RNA of Fonsecaea multimorphosa CBS 102226, 846 nucleotides long. RefSeq lists its product as uncharacterized. The record is from RefSeq and is a predicted model, not a curated record. The transcript has 2 exons. Lineage: Eukaryota; Fungi; Ascomycota; Eurotiomycetes; Chaetothyriales; Herpotrichiellaceae. Bases 1 to 846 code for a protein of 281 amino acids.
AUGCACUUCUGGAUCAAACUUUGCUUCCUGCUCUUUUACCUCCGCCUCGGCAAGGAAAGAACGUAUCGAAUGCUGGUCUUCGGCACCAUCGGACUGACCGCUACAAUCACCGUCACCAUCUGGCUGAUCUAUUGUCUCCAAUGCGAUCCUCUCCAGGCCUUUUGGUAUCCAACUCAAUUUCCCACGGCGAAAUGUCUCCCGUCAAAAGUGACUUAUUUUGUGCCAGGAAGCUUGGAACUGUUUCUCGACUGCAUUAUCCUCUUCCUUCCUGUGACCGUGUUCUGGGGCCUGCAAAUGAGCUGGCGACGCCGCCUCGCCGUGUACUCGGUCAUCACUAUGGGCGGGGUCGUCGUGGUCGUGUCGGGCCUCCGGCUGGUCGUGGUCAACCAGUUCGCUACCAACCCGGACUUCACUUAUAUUCUCGGCCGGAUGAUCCUGAUCUCGGCCGUCGAGAUCCAGGUCGGCAUUUUCGCCGCAAACAUGCCGGGGAUCAAGGCAUUCUACUCAAUUUGGAGAAAAGGCGAACUGUCUGUCAGUGGAACAAAGAAGUCGUCUCAGGGAAGUGCAGGCGUGGUCAGCAGCGGCCAGGCGCAUCAGCUUGCGACGCUCUGGAACAGAAGUGGCAACAGGAACAAGGGGGAAGAAGAUGACAAGGCCACCGAAGGCGACGGCGACGGGUCUGAGCGACGCCUCACUCGGUCGAGGUCGUCUGCAGAGCUAUACACUGGGGACGGAAAGGGCCAGAUCAGCAUUGCAACCGAGUACGCAGUGGCAGAUGAUGAGGACUUUCGCCGUCCCCAGCGACACUCGCACUAUCACAACGCAAUACCGGACAAUUUGAGAUGA